Pelobates cultripes (western spadefoot toad) is the source of this 264-nucleotide messenger RNA. NCBI's taxonomy places the organism in Eukaryota, Metazoa, Chordata, Amphibia, Anura, Pelobatidae. The record is from the annotation of a GenBank genome assembly.
AAACACAACCCUGCGACCCUGGCCGCGCAGGCCUUAAUUAAAGAAAGCGGAGAGGGGUCAGAGGACAGCAUUCAAAUGCCUGAUUUUGAUACAGAGACCUUGUCAACCCGGAUCACCAAAUCAGAUCUAAAUGAAGCACUAGAUGCGCAAUCAAAUAAACGUAUCAAUAUUUGGCAACACACAGCAGAUUCCCUGCGCAAAGACAUACAGAUUGGGAAGCUGACAUCCCAUAUGGAGGACAAAUGCGACAAAUUUGCGACUUAG